UCCAUCUAUCCAACCGCACAUGCACCCAUCUAACGUUCUAACCAUAAAAGCCCUGAAGUAGUAAAUGCAUUCUAAAUAAAUGUAGAAGGGGAAAAAGCAGGCAAUGGUCAAAGAUUAAUACUCAGUGAUUCAGGUAGUCAAGCAUUUUGGCUGUUUGGAGAUUCCUUCAUUCUACCAUAUAGAUUUGUGUAGCAGCAGUGACGAAAACAGUGUAAAACAGUGGAGAACAGUAGCCAGUAAGGGAACCUAGUAAUUGCCUAGUAAUUGUCGUGCGUUGUAUAAUAGUUAGUACCAUUGAUUACUUGAGUGUCAAGUGUUGUGUGUCGACGAAGCGUGCAGUGUUGCAAGACUCGAGACUUGCAGGUUUCGAUCGUUCCGAGAAGGAUCUUUCAACAGUGCAGAAGAAAAUUUAACAAGUGAGAUAUCCGUCCAAAUCGUCCGAAAGCGUUAUAAAAUCCAUUCCGCUGCCAAUUCUCAAGAUCCAAGCUAUCGAUUCAUUUUUUUCGAUUAUUCACGAUCACUGUGGAUCCCUUUUUUAAUGACAGGGUUUCUCUGAGGGGAUGGCGGCAGUCUUCGACAUCGAGCUUCAUGACGCGGACGUGGUGCCAAACGACGACUCCGAGGACGACGUUAUUGAAAUAGGCGAGGUGGAAUACGAUCCUAAUCCAAAUGUGCAUGCUAUUAUCGAAUCAGAAGAAGUUGAAACUGUAGCUAUAUCAGAGCAAAAUGUCAAUUUAGGAAGAGAAAGAGCUGGACCACAAGACUUUGAACUAUGUAAAGUUAUUGGAAAAGGUGGCUAUGGCAAAGUAUUUCAAGUCCGUAAAAUUAGUGGUAACGAUAGUGGUACCAUUUUUGCUAUGAAGGUAUUACACAAAGCAUCUAUUAUAAGAAAUCAAAAAGAUACCGCACAUACUAAAGCAGAAAGAAAUAUUUUAGAAGCUGUUAAGCAUCCAUUUAUCGUUGAUCUUAUGUAUGCUUUCCAAACUAGAGGUAAAUUAUAUUUAAUACUUGAAUACAUGUGUGGUGGUGAACUUUUUCGUCAUUUAAAUAAUGAAGGCAUAUUUUUAGAAGAUACAGCAUGCUUUUACUUGUGCGAAAUAAUAUUAGCAUUGCAACAUCUUCAUUUACAAGGCAUUAUUUAUAGAGAUUUAAAACCCGAAAAUAUAUUAUUGGAUGCAGAUGGUCAUAUUAAAUUAACAGAUUUUGGACUUUGUAAAGAACACAUACAAGAAGGAGCAGUUACUCAUACAUUUUGUGGCACAAUUGAGUAUAUGGCCCCUGAAAUUUUAACAAGAAGUGGACAUGGUAAAGCUGUAGAUUGGUGGAGUCUUGGUACCCUUAUGUAUGAUAUGUUGACUGGCUCUCCACCUUUCACGUCUAAUAAUAGGAAAAGUACAAUUGAAAAAAUUUUAAAAGGCAAAUUAAAUUUACCUCAAUACCUUACACCAGAUGCUCGAGAUCUUAUCAGAAAAUUAUUAAAGAGACAAGUUUCGCAAAGACUAGGGUCAACAUCGACGGAUGCCGAACAAAUUAAAGGUCAUCAAUUCUUUGAGCUUAUCGAUUGGAAUGAUGUUAUAUCUCGUAAAUUGGAGCCACCUUUUAAACCAAAAUUAGCAAGUGAAGACGAUGUCUCACAAUUUGAUAAACUGUUUACGACGUCAUCGCCAAUCGAUUCACCUCCCGAGUGCACACUAAGUGAAUCCGCUAAUAAAGUUUUUCAAGGCUUUACGUACGUUGCACCAAGUAUAUUAGAAGAUAUGUGCUCUCAACCACGAGUAGUGAAUGCCAGAAGUCCGCGGAAAAAUAACAUGCGUGGGUUUUCGCCUCGCGGUAAUCACUUUCACAUGCAUAAUUCACAUCUGCAAAGUCAUAGACAUAAUGGUGUUGGUCAAAGUAUAGAAGAUGCAGAAAUGAUUGAAAUAGGAUAAAUAAUGUUGACUCAUUUAGUCUUCGUUAUUUAAUCUUCUCGUUUAGCUGUUGGGCUUCUAAGAUUAACUCUCGAGUCUCGGGAAGAGAUUUUAUAAAUAACACAGCUAUGUGAAGAGUUUUUCGAGAAUGUAUACAAUGUACAAUAGAUGCCUAAUAGCUAUGCAUAGUUAAAUUUUUUUAUUUGUAUAUAACGACUAACUACAAAUAUUAGGUAAGAAAUUAUUACACCUGAAAAACAGGAGUAAUGACAACAAACAGCUUUUUGAAAAGCCUAAAAUAAGUACAUUUAUCAUUUAAAUCCCAUAUAAAAAAAUAUUUUAUUUUAGAAAAAAUGUCAUACUAUAUCUUGUUUUUAAUUACUGUAACACUUAUAACAUUGAAAAAUCAUUUAUAGCUUCUAAAAUAAAGACCUAUAUGACAAUUUUUCUAAAUAGUUUAUAUUAUUACGUAUAAUUACAAUCUAAGAUAGCUGCAUCAGACAUAUAUAGUGGUUGAGAAAUAUGUAAUUGUACCAUUCUAAAGAUUGAACUUAUAUAAAAU
Molecule: messenger RNA, 2469 nt
Organism: Ceratosolen solmsi marchali
Lineage: Eukaryota; Metazoa; Arthropoda; Insecta; Hymenoptera; Agaonidae
Product: ribosomal protein S6 kinase beta-1
Exons: 12
Coding region: 561-1928 (455 amino acids)
Biological process (GO): signal transduction; protein phosphorylation
Molecular function (GO): protein serine/threonine kinase activity; ATP binding
Source: RefSeq, a predicted model, not a curated record